Molecule: messenger RNA, 876 nt
Organism: Colletotrichum truncatum
Lineage: Eukaryota; Fungi; Ascomycota; Sordariomycetes; Glomerellales; Glomerellaceae
Product: tricarboxylate transport mitochondrial precursor
Biological process (GO): mitochondrial citrate transmembrane transport
Cellular component (GO): mitochondrion
Molecular function (GO): citrate secondary active transmembrane transporter activity
Source: RefSeq, a predicted model, not a curated record
AUGGUCGCCCCGACAGACGGCAAAACAUCGCCACUACUCUCGCUUUGCGCCGGAGGCAUAGCCGGCGGCGUUGAAGCCGCCUGUACCUAUCCAUUCGAGUUCGCAAAGACACGCGUCCAGCUCUACGGUCACCAGCAUGGCACACGGAAUCCAUUCGCUGUCGUCCUCCGCGUCGCCCGCGAUGAGGGAAUCCCCGCGCUCUACAAGGGCUGCAGCACUAUGAUCGUUGGCUCCGUCGGCAAAGACGCGGUUCGCUUCCUCGCUUUCGACAGCAUCCGCUCGGUAUUUGAGGACAAGAAGACGCACACGCUCAGCCCGGCGCAGAGCAUAGCUUCGGGCAUGGUUGCUGGAGUCUUGGGUAGCACCGUCAUUGUAACACCCACCGAGCGCAUCAAGACGGCGCUCAUCGACGACGCAAAGACGACGCGGAGAUUCCGCGGCGCGGUGGAUUGCGUCGUGACGCUUACGCGAGAGCAGGGGGUGUUGAAGGCGCUGUGGAGGGGUUACGUCACGACGACGCUGAAGCAAAUCGGGACGACGGGGUUCAGGCUCGGCAGCUAUAGCAUUAUCAAGGAUUUCGAGAGGAGCAGGGGAGUCAGUCCUGAGGGCCCGCUGAUGAGCUUCGCGAAUGGCGCAGUUGCUGGUACAGUAACAACGCUGGCGACACAGCCGUUCGAUACCAUCAAGACCAAAGCACAGCAGGCGAGGGCUGUGGGGACGAUGGAGUCCUUGCGGGCCAUUCUGGCUGAGGAUGGGGUUAAAGGCUUGUGGAGGGGGACGGUCAUGCGGUUGGGGCGAACAGUCAUGGCUGGGGGCAUUUUGUUUACGGCAAAUGAGCAAGCGAUGAAAGGGUUGAAAUACUUGGUUGGAAAAUAA